Messenger RNA from Meloidogyne enterolobii, 393 nucleotides. Lineage: Eukaryota; Metazoa; Nematoda; Chromadorea; Rhabditida; Meloidogynidae. The record is from the annotation of a GenBank genome assembly.
AUGAAUAUAAUAACAAUAAUGUCAACAGUUUGUGUUUUAAAUGUCCAUUUUCGUUCUGCAUUAACCCACCAAAUGCCUCAAUCUGUUCGAAUUUUAUUUUUAAAUUUUUUACCAAAACUUCUUUGUAUGCCACUUCCACAGCCCCUUCGAAGAAAUUUUGGGAUUUCUUCUAUUCGUCACCGCCCAUUAAACGUUAGGGGAGGUAAAAGAUUGGCAGAAGUUGAUCAACAAAAUACAGAAAUUGGAGUUGAUAGUAGUAAUACUCUUCCAUUUAAUAUUACUAGAAAUUUAUCUUUAAAUAAUAAUACAAAAUUAAAAAAGAAGCAAAUUAUUAGAAGAAAACGUUUUUUAACAACACAAAGUCAAAAAGAGAGAAGGUACCGUAUUUCCUAA